This is a messenger RNA of Panicum virgatum (switchgrass), 2871 nucleotides long. RefSeq names its product ankyrin-3-like. The record is from RefSeq and is a predicted model, not a curated record. Gene Ontology annotation, molecular function: protein binding. Lineage: Eukaryota; Viridiplantae; Streptophyta; Magnoliopsida; Poales; Poaceae. The transcript has 4 exons. Bases 237 to 2543 code for a protein of 768 amino acids.
CAAACUCCCCCCACGCCAAGUCCUCCCCGUCUUCCCCCAUCCGAACGUUGCCACCCGGUCCCAGCUCUCCGUUCCCCACCCAAGGACGUUACGUCUCCUCACCGUUCCCGCCGCCGCCGCCCCCGCCCCCGCCCCCGCCCCCCUGUCCAAGCGCAAACCAUCUGGUGUACGUGCACCGCCGCCUCACCUUGCCCCACGAUCGAUCCCGAGUUCUCGACCUCGCUCGUGCGCACGUGAUGGUGCGGCGCGGGGCGGCUGCGGUGGCGGCGGCGGCGCGCGAGGAGGAGGAGUCGCCGGCGCAGAGGCUCAUCGAGGCCGCGCUGCGCGGGGACGCGGGGGCCGUGGAGGCGUGCCUGCAGGCGGACGCGGACGUGCCCGCCGCGAGCCGCGUCGGGGUGGCGCGCCUGCGCGUGAGGUCUGCGGACGUGGCGCUGCGGGAGGAGGCGCCCGGUGAGGUGGUCGUGGAGGAGAGGGAACUGAAGACCGACGUCUCGCCGCUCGUCGCCGCGGCGCACGCCGGGCAAGCCGGCAUCGUCCGUGCCCUCCUGGAGGCUGGAGCUGACGUUAAUCAGAAGUUAUUCCUAGGUUAUGCAACAACAGCUGCUGCACGUGCGGGAAACAUUGAUAUUCUAGAAAUGCUUAUGCUGGCGGGAGCCACCCAGGAACCUUGUGAAGAUGCACUAUCAGAAGCUAGUCUUUUUGGUGAGACUGAAGCAGUUCGAAUCCUAGUUUCUUCAGAGGUACUUGGUUCUGAAGCUGUGGCCCGUGCAUUAGUGACUUCUGCUUCAAGGGGCUUUGAUGAUAUAGUGGUCAUAUUACUCCAGAAUGGAGCUGAUGUUAACUGCAUGGCUCGGGUUCUCUUGAGGUCUGUUAAGCCUGCGCUCCAUGCUAAUGUGGACUGCACACCAAUAGUGGCAGCAAUUAUAAGUCGGCAAAUUUCAAUUGUAAAACUUUUGAUAGAGGAAGGUUCUUACUUGGACUCUCUUGUGCAAGUUGGUUCUUGGUGUUGGGAUCCUGUGUUGGGUGAAGAACUUCGUGUAGGUACAUGCCUUGGUGAACAUUACAACGCUAUUUGGUGUGCAGUAGAAUACUACGAAUCCAGUGGUGAAAUUCUCAAGCUACUGCUUGAUAGAGCUCCUUGGUUGUUGGAAUCACCAAAAAAUGGUCGAAAUCUUCUGUGCCAUGCCAUACUCUGUCAGAACCCGAAAGCAGUAAGUUUGCUUCUGCAUUGUGGCGCGAAUCCUAGAUUUCCCAUCAUGACAGUUGGUGGACAUGUUUCCUAUCCUAUGCAUUUGGCGGCAAGGUUGGGUUAUGCGCAAGUAUUGAAACAGCUUAUGGUACAUGGAGCAGAUGUGAACGCAAAAACCUCUGCUGGGGGUACUCCUCUCAUGGUCUCUGCAAGGGCUGGUCAUCCUGACUGUUUCCUGGAGUUGAUAAAAUUUGGAGCUGACCUUGGGAUAGUCAACCAUGAAGGAGAUACAGCAAUUAUGAUAGCUGAUCGGAGUUCAUUUCACUUCUCAGCUGUCGACAUUCUCAUGAGAACAUUGAACUGUGGAGCAGGCCUUAUUUCAUCUGACAUGACUCUCUUCUCACCGUUACACUUCUUUGCCAGAAGUGGGCGUGCAGAACCUCUUCUAAUGAUGCUACAUCAGUCAGCUUCAGAUUUAAACAAGCUUGAUGGUUCAGGGCUCACUCCUGUUAUGGUUGCUGCCGAGUCAGGUCAUGUUGAUAUUUUUAGGAUUUUAGUCAUGGCGGGGGCAGAUAUCACAAUCAGAAAUGGAGAAGGGAAAUCUCUUAUGUCAAUUAUUCGACAAAAAUCUUCAGAGACUAGAGAUUGCUUUGAACAGAUCUUGCUCCAAGCUUCACUUACCACCACACUCACUGGCCAAACAUCAUUCCGGCCUCUGCAUUACGCAGCUCGAAUCGGCGACAAGUCAUCUUUACUGCAACUUCUAAAAAUGGGCUACGAUCCCAAUUCACUGGAUGAAGAUGACUGCACCCCUCUGAUGCAUGCAGCUGCUUCCGGCAGGCUAGACUCGUGCAAAAUAUUGGUAUCACAAGGAGGGGCAGAUUACAGCCUUGUGAAUGAAAGAAAUGAAACAGCCCUGUCGUUAGUAAGGAAGAGCAGUAGAUCGAGCAAAGCAACAGAAGAGUGGUUGCUAGAUCAACUUUCCCAUGCUCAUGUUCUUGUUGGGGAGGAGCUGAUGAAACACACAAGAGAAGGGAAGGGCUCACCACACCAAAAGACUGUGCGCAUGACAAAUUCUGGAGUGCUGACAUGGGGAACCGCUCGCAAAAGGAAUGUGACAUGCAAAGAGGCAAGAUUUGGGCCAACUACGAGCUUCACCAAGAACAGGAGCACGGACAGAUCUGCGCAGCAGUUGAUCUUUCUGGUUGAGACGGUGACAGGCAGAGAGGUCCAUUUUGAGGCCAGUUGUGCUUCCAGUGUGGAAUUCUGGGUUAGAGGGAUCAAUCUCAUUGUAAAAGAGUCCACAAGGUCAAGGCUGGAUAAAGAGGCAGUGGGAGUGGAACAAACAGCGUAGCCAGUCUUCAUGAAGCGCGGCCUUGGGAUUCGUAGUGUGUGUGUACAUUUUGCUCUUCUCUAAAAAAAAAGUAUAUUCUUUUAUAUUACACAGUACCGCUUAGACACUUUUUGAUCUGCAAGUUAAUAGCUCAUAUUUUAAGUUUGUAAGUUAAUAACAUAUUUAUUAGGGAUUGCUAAGGGUGAAAAUAACAUAUUUAUCAAGUCCCGUCAUCAUGCUUGGGCUGUCGAUUUAGGAUGUAAGUUUGGGAAUCCGAAUCUGAAAUACAUUAUUUAUCUGCGAGUGUAUACAAAUGCUAUUAUCUAUGGUGAUUUAUUCUUGUUGGAAA